Verticillium alfalfae VaMs.102 is the source of this 1263-nucleotide messenger RNA. Its product is annotated as endo-1,4-beta-xylanase Z. The coding region runs from base 1 to 1263 and encodes 420 amino acids. Gene Ontology annotation, biological process: carbohydrate metabolic process. Gene Ontology annotation, cellular component: extracellular region. NCBI's taxonomy places the organism in Eukaryota, Fungi, Ascomycota, Sordariomycetes, Glomerellales, Plectosphaerellaceae. Gene Ontology annotation, molecular function: hydrolase activity, hydrolyzing O-glycosyl compounds; cellulose binding. The transcript is spliced from 3 exons. The record is from RefSeq and is a predicted model, not a curated record.
AUGUUCGCCAAGGUCUUUGUCGCCGUCCUUCUCGGCUCGAAUGUCGUUUCGGCUCAGCUCCACAGCCUCGCCGUCGCCGCCGGCCUCGAGUACUUCGGCACCGCCGUUGACGAGCGCCAGGUGAACGACGCCCAGUACCGGUCCUUCGUUGACAACACGGCCGAGUUCGGACAAGUUGUUCCCGAGAACGGCCAGAAGUGGGACAGCACUGAGCGCUCGCAAGGCGUCUUCACCUACACCUCGGGUGACAUUGUCCCCAAUGUUGCCAAGGCCAACAAGCAGAUCUUGCGAUGCCACACUCUCACCUGGCACUCUCAGCUGCCCAACUGGGUUGCCAGCGGCACCUGGACCAGGGCGCAGCUGACGUCCAUCAUCGAGGUGCACAUUGCCAACGUCAUGGCGCACUACCUUGGCCAGUGCCGUCACUGGGACGUUGUCAACGAGGCUGCCGAUGACAGCGGCAACUGGCGCAACAGCAUCUUCUACCAAGUCCUGGGCACCGACUACCUUCCCAUCUCCUUCAACGCUGCCCGCAAGGCUGACCCUGCCACCAAGCUGUACUACAACGACUACAACCUCGAGUACAACGGUGCCAAGACGACCCGCACUCUCGAGGUCGUCAACAUUAUCCAGGCCGCCGGUGCCCCCAUUGAUGGUGUUGGCUUCCAGGGCCACCUGAUCGUCGGCUCGACCCCCGGCCGCAGCGCCCUCGCUACCGUCCUCCGCCGCUUUACCGCCCUCAACGUCGACGUCGCCUUCACCGAGCUCGACAUCCGCCACUCCUCCCUCCCCGCCUCGGCCGACGCCCUCGUCCGUCAGGGCAACGACUAUGCCAACGUCGUCGGCGCCUGCGUCGACGUAGACCGCUGCGUCGGCGUCACCGUCUGGGGCUUCACCGACAAGUACUCCUGGAUCCCCCAGACCUUCAGCGGCCAGGGCGACGCCCUCCUCUACGACGCCAGCUACAACAAGAAGCCCGCGUGGACCUCCGUCUCCUCCGUCCUCCGCGCCGCCGCCACCGGCACCGUCGCGCCCCCCGUCGCCACCACCCUCACCACCGCCACGGCCCCCGCGCCCACCACCACGCGUGCGCCGACGACUACGAGCACGACGUCCCGCGCCUCGGCCACCACCACCGCUGCCGGCGGACCCACGGUCCCCCGCUGGGGCCAGUGCGGCGGCAACGGCUGGUCUGGCUCGACUGUCUGUGCCAGCCCUUACACUUGCCAGAAGCAGAACGACUGGUACUCCCAGUGCCUUUAA